GUGAUUCCCUUUUCUGCUUCGACGGUGCGGCUGUCUACGCGGCCCGGCUGCUGCAUUAGCCCCGACCUGCAGCAGCAAGAUGCAUGCAUUGUGUCCUACUUGAGGGCCAAACGCAGCCUCAGGGCACGCGCUGCUGCUGCUGCUGCUGCUGCUGCUGCUGCUGCUGGCGGUUCUGGCGCUGAGGAGGCGGAGGAGGAACCGUGCAGCUGCACAGUGGUGGCCGCUGCAGCGGCUGCUGCUGCUGCUGUUGCUCCCUCUGCCCCGUCCUCGCCGAGCCCGCAGCACCAGCAGCAGCAGCGGCUAAAGGCUGCUGCUGCUGCCGCCGCAGGCAGCAGCAGCAGCAGCCGCAGCGCAGCGAGCUGGCUGCUGCUGCGCCCGUCAGCGUCCGCAACGCGCAGCCAGCAGCAGCAGCAAGCGGCAGCAGCAGCAGCUGCUGCUGCUGCCGCUGCUGCUGCUUCCUGCCCCCGCUGCUGCCCCCUAGGACUCGUCUGCCCCCCGCAGCAGCUCACUUACUACUACUGCGACCCCACAGACAGCAGCUUUGGCUGCGGCCCCGUUGCUGCUGCAGGCCGGCUGUGCCUCCCGGGCGCCUGCAACAGCAGCAGCAGCAGCAGCAGCAGCGACGACUGCUGCUGCGGCUGCGGCAGCCUGCUGCAGCUAAAAAACAACACCCAAGAGCUCCUCCAAAUGGCUUUAGAACCCGCAUCGCCCAAGGCGAUUGAAGAGCUCUUUGACUUAGGCAGAGCAGAUGCUUUCAGGUGGGUUGUGCUGGAGUACAUGCGCUGCGAAGAGGCCCUGUUCAAGAAGGCGUGUGCUGCUGCUGCUGCUGCUGCUAUGGCGGCCCGCGAGGAUGCCGCUGCAGCAGCAGCAGCAGCAGAGGCAGCAGCAGGCGAGCCCGUCCAGCAACAGUCAGUUAGUGCUGCUGAGCCAACGGCAGCAGCAGAAGCGGAAGAGACAGCUUCAGCCGCAGCAGCAGCAGCUGCUGCUGCAGUAACAGAACAGAGUUGCUUAAAUAGUGCAGCAGCAGAGGCAGCAGCAAAGGCGAGCAGCGAAGGCGAAGGCUCUAGUGCUGCAGCGGCCCCCAAAAAGUCUGGCAGCAAAACCAUGCAGCAGCAGCAGCAGCAGCAGCAGGAGCCACACGUCCAACGACAGCAGCAAGAGGAUAAAGGCGAUGAGCAAAAGGACCAACAGCGCCCGCAGCAACACCUGCCUCAGCAGCAGCAGCAGCAGCAGCAGCAGCAGCAACGGCAGCAGCAGCAGCUCUCGGGAGACGCGUACAUGCAGCAGUUCAUCCGCAGAGUGGAUUUAGGCGUUGAAUUUUGCCACAUAUAUAGCCACACGCAUCACUGGCAGCAGCAGCAGCAGCAGCAGCAGCAGCUACACGAGGAGCAGCCGCUGCUGCAGCAGCAGCAGCAACAGCAAUUACAGGAGGAGCAGCUGCUACCGAACAAACGGCCGCAGGAUGUCUCUCAGCAACCGCAGCAGGUAGAGGAGCAGCAGCCGCAGCAGGAAGAGGAGCAGCAGCAACAGCAGCAGCUGCUGCUGCUGCAGGAACAGCUGCCCUCAGACGCAGACGAUGAGCACUUCACGCAGCAGCGGCAGCAGCAGCAACAACAUCUGCCACUGCAGAAGCAGCAGCAGCAGCAGCAGCAGCAACACCACAGUGUGCAGGGUAGCGAGCGUCAGCAGCUGCAGCAGGCUCAAGACCAGCAGCUGCAGCAUGGGGGCGAAAAAGGGAACUACGAGCAGCAGCAACAAAAGCAGCAGCAGCAGCAGAAGCAUCAGCAGCAACAACGGGAGCAGCAACAAACACAACACUCCCAGCAGCAGAUACCGUCGCAUUCUUUGCAGCUUCACCAGCAGCACCACGAGCAGCAGCAGCAGCAGCAAGAAGCACAGCAGCAGGAAGCACAGCGCCACCAGCAGGUGAAUCAGCAGCAGCAACUGCAACUGCAGCAGCAGCAGCAGCAGCAGCAGCAAAACAAGAACUGCGAGCUCAGGGACCAACUCGCUACCUCAGUAGCACGGAGUGAAUUUUAG
This is a messenger RNA of Eimeria necatrix, 2040 nucleotides long. RefSeq names its product patatin-like phospholipase domain-containing protein, putative. NCBI's taxonomy places the organism in Eukaryota, Apicomplexa, Conoidasida, Eucoccidiorida, Eimeriidae. The annotation marks the transcript as partial. The transcript is spliced from 2 exons. The record is from RefSeq and is a predicted model, not a curated record.